AGCGUCGACGGAGUUGUGAACGGGAGAGCCGUCCGGCCAGUCGCUCGGUGUUCCGUGGAUCUACCCAUUCUACCCUGCGACGAGGAUCACGACGAUGUUAAACGAUCGGCCGGGAACGAUUGGAGAACGUUCGCGACUGAUGAGAUGGUCGCCGGCGGGAUCGCCCGGGAUGUAGAAGCCCGAACGUCGACGAAAGUGUGCGAUUCCACCGGGAAACGAAACGGGCUCUGGGUCGCCGAAGCAUGAACGUAGGGAAUCCCCGAAUCGUUUGCCUCGCCCUCACCGUCCUCGCCUUCUUCCAAAGAGGAUGGGCCAUCGAUUGUUUCAAGUGCGUCUCGAUCGACGGCGACAACAAACCCUGCGAUGAUCCAUUUCAUAACAAUGGGAGCCUCGCUCUCUUGGAGUCGCCCUGCUUAGGGGGUCGGAAAGGCCGGGAUGGCCUCUUUCCAGCGACCGCUUGUCUCAAGAUUGCCGGCAUAUAUGAUGAAUCCGGUGCGAGUCUGAUGGUGAGGGGCUGCGCUUUGGACAGCGGAACCCUAACAACGGACUCCGAGAUUAUCAGAAUGUCCCACUGCGGUGGUUUCUACUUCGACGACAAGUACGUGCGCGGGUGUGUGCAGUCCUGCAGCGAUGCGGAUGCGUGCAACGCGUCGUCGAGGAAUCUCACGCCGCUGAUCGCCCUCGUGUUGCCGAUUCUCGCGGGACUCGCGUGAUCUAUUUGGCGUUCCGCAACGCGCGAGGAGGCCGAUCGAACGUCAUUUUGAAAAAUGGGACAAUUUGGAAGAGACGGAUGGCGGCAUUGAACAGAUCAAGUACAACGGCGAGCGUAUAGUGGAUAUUAACAAUCUUUGUUAUUAAAGCUUAUGAUGUUUCAAGCAAACCCACAUAGUCUGCAAUAUACUGCCAGAUUACUUAAUAUAUAAUUUAAGCUCUAGUCUCAUUAUCGUCAAGCAACAAUCCACGCGCCAUUUACUUUUAUUAAUUUAUCACUGGCUAUCACUGUGCGAUACGUUGAUUAUAUAAUUACAGCUUGUUAUCAAUAAAGCAUAUGUUGAAAUUGUUAAACAGA
Molecule: messenger RNA, 1069 nt
Organism: Temnothorax curvispinosus
Lineage: Eukaryota; Metazoa; Arthropoda; Insecta; Hymenoptera; Formicidae
Exons: 4
Coding region: 243-713 (156 amino acids)
Source: RefSeq, a predicted model, not a curated record